ACUCAACCCAACCCAACCAUUCUAUGGCUCUAUGAUCUUCAAGCACCUUCUCAACCCAAUCAUCCCAUGGCUCUAUGAGCUUUUGGGACCCUUCCAGCCCCACCAUCCCAUGGCUCUAUGAGCUUUUGGGACCCUUCCAACCCAACCGUCCCAUGGCUCUAUGAGCUUUUGGGACCCUUUCAGCCCAACCAUCCCAUGAUGCCAUGUCUUUACGAUUCCCCCUACGCUGAUGGCACUCACUCUUUGCAGGCACCACAGGAAGGCGCUGAGGAGCGUGGCCUUCCACAAGCACUACCCACUCUUCGCCUCGGGCUCGGACGACGGGACCGUCAUUGUGUGCCAUGGCAUGGUCUACAACGACCUGCUGCAGAACCCGCUGCUGGUGCCAGUGAAGGUGCUGAAGGGCCACGCGCUGACCCUGGACCUGGGCGUCCUCGAUGUCAUCUUCCACCCCACACAGCCGUGGGUCUUCUCCUCCGGCGCCGACGGCACCGUCCGGCUCUACACGUAGCUGCUGCCCAACACUGGCACCCCAAUAUGACACCGACACCCCCAACACCAGAACCCCAACACAGGCACCCCAACAACACCGGCCAGGAACAGCUCUACCCAUGGACUCCGGAACCUUUCUCAUUUCUCAUUAAACUUAUUUUUGGGUACAGAA
Molecule: messenger RNA, 664 nt
Organism: Meleagris gallopavo (turkey)
Lineage: Eukaryota; Metazoa; Chordata; Aves; Galliformes; Phasianidae
Source: RefSeq, a predicted model, not a curated record